AUGCUACGAGAGAUACUAGCUACCCCCUCGACCGGCUGUCCACGGGCAAAGGGCUCCUACAUCAAUAUGAGCAAUUCCACACUUCUACCGCUUCAGAUGCUCUUCACUCCUUGCGAGAUUCCAUCAACCUUCAACCCGAAAAUGCGCUCGGGGGGGUACUGGUAUUUCGAAUAUCCCAACUGGAGCUAUCUUGAUGGAAUGUACUCUCUGAUCCCGUUCCUCUUAUCCUAUACCGCUCGCUUCGAUGCCAAGAAUGAAUCCGUUUCCGACGAUAUUAUCCACCAACUUGAUCUUCUUUGGACUCACUGCUACCAGAACGAGUCCGGUCUGCUUGUCCACGGCUACGACGCGUCAAAGACUGCCUCGUGGGCGAAUCCAAUUACCGGGGCUAGUCCAAUUGUUUGGGACCGCUCUUUAGGAUGGUAUCUACUGGCCCUCGUGGAUAGCUUGGAACUUUCAUCGUCAUUCCCGCGUCGCCUAUAUGACUAUCUUCAGCGGAGAUUAAUUCAACUAGCCGAGUCCGUAGUCUCGGCCGCUGACUCGGAGACAGGAUGUUGGUGGCAAGUCAUGACUCUUCCCAGCAAGCAGGGGAAUUACAUCGAAUCUAGCGGGUCGGCAAUGUUUACGACCGCUUUAUUCAGAGCGGCUCGACUGGGCUAUCUGCCUGAAAAUCUUACUUCCGAAGCAAGGAACGCAGCAGAAAAAUGCUAUAGCCAUCUCCUUAACACCUUUGUGGUCAAGAAUGAGAAUGGGACCCUAGGUUAUAAUGGAACCGUCUCUGUUUGUAGCUUGAAUUCUUCGGCUUCUUAUGAGUAUUACGUCUCGCAACCUCUUCUUUACAACAGUAUUCAUGGGACGGCAGCCUUUGUGCAAGCGAGUCUAGAGCAGGAGAUGCUGAAUGACGCUGAAAACUCUUAG
Molecule: messenger RNA, 918 nt
Organism: Penicillium manginii
Lineage: Eukaryota; Fungi; Ascomycota; Eurotiomycetes; Eurotiales; Aspergillaceae
Exons: 2
Coding region: 1-918 (305 amino acids)
Biological process (GO): carbohydrate metabolic process
Source: RefSeq, a predicted model, not a curated record